Molecule: messenger RNA, 7231 nt
Organism: Stegostoma tigrinum
Lineage: Eukaryota; Metazoa; Chordata; Chondrichthyes; Orectolobiformes; Stegostomatidae
Gene: robo2
Product: roundabout, axon guidance receptor, homolog 2 (Drosophila)
Exons: 35
Coding region: 103-5814 (1903 amino acids)
Biological process (GO): cell-cell adhesion
Cellular component (GO): neuron projection
Molecular function (GO): protein binding
Source: RefSeq, a predicted model, not a curated record
UAGAGAUAACCAAGUACCUGGAAGGCACACAGCUCAACUCCGCACUAAGCAGCGGGAGAUCGCCAAUAUUCACUGUGUCCUAAACAGCUUGGGUGCCUGAAAAUGCAUAUCAAAGGGCCCUUCUCAAAGGAAGAAAUAUUUUGUAUGAUGCUCUUACGGAUGUCUUUGUCAGAUCCCUUCACGUUGCGGAGGUUUAAACCAGGCACUUCUUGCUUGAAGAGUGCCACAACACCAUCUUAUCCGAAAACUACAGAAAUUGUCACCUUCCCCUUCACCAUUGAAAACGUCUCAGGAAUUUGGAAAAUAAAUACUGGAGGACGUUUGUCUCGUCAAGACAGGGAGUGUCUCUUCACAUUUUUAGACUACCAUACCAUCAGUGGAAUCUUUAAAAUGGAUCUGCCCUGUAUGAAAGAGCUCACGAAGAAACUCUCGCGCUUAAAAACCUCAACCAGUACAACAGUCAGCAGCAAACCUUCAUUCCAAUUCACUUACACCACAGGAGUUUGGAAAAUAGAUAUUGGAACGCCUUUGUCUUAUCGAGAGUUAGAUUGUAUCGACACAUUUUUAGACUACCAUGAAAUCACGGGAAUCUUUAAAAUGGACCUUCCAUGUAUGAAGGAACUUACAGCAAGGUUGGCUCAAUUAAAAACCACAACUACUCGACCCACAGUCAGCACUAAACCUCCCGAGGGGUUGACUGAGAUCCCAGGAAUUUGGAAAAUAGAAACUAAAGGGAAAUUGACUCGGCAGGACAGAGUUUGUAUCUCCAAACUUUUAGAGCAUCAUUCCAUCACUGGAAGAUUUAAGAUGGACUUUCCAUGUAUAAAGGACCUUGCACUAAAGAUGUAUCGAACUCAAACUGCCUCACCAACAAGCACUGCAGCUCUGUUCAGUUUGAGUAAGAGCCCAGGACUAUUGAAAUCAAUUCGUAACAGGCGGUUAUCUUGGGCAGAAAAACAAUGUGUCUUCCCUCUUUUCGAUUACAAUCACUACAAAAAGAUCUAUGAGAUGGACCUCCCAUGUGUGAAGGAUCUCGUAAAGAAGAUUCCUUGGUUACAAUUCACAACCAGCACCACAGUCAGUACCCCAGUCAGUCGCACAUCUCCUCAUGUCAGUUUGAGUCAGAGCCCAGGAUCGCGCCUUCGGCAGGAAGAUUUCCCACCCCGGAUUGUGGAACACCCGUCCGAUCUGAUCGUGUCCAAGGGGGAGCCUGCUACUCUGAACUGCAAGGCUGAGGGCAGACCGAAUCCCACCGUUGAGUGGUACAAGGACGGGGAGCGGGUGGAGACGGACAAGGACGACGCCCGGUCUCACCGUAUGCUGCUGCCCAGCGGCUCCUUGUUCUUCCUGCGCAUUGUCCACGGCCGGAGGAGCAAACCCGACGAGGGAAGCUACGUCUGUGUGGCCAGGAACUACCUGGGGGAGGCCGUCAGUCACAACGCCUCGCUGGAGGUGGCCUUGCUCCGGGAUGAUUUCCGACUGAAUCCCACUGACGUGGUUGUCGCUGCGGGUGAGCCAGCUAUCAUGGAAUGCCAGCCACCCCGUGGGCACCCAGAGCCGACCAUCUUCUGGAAGAAGGACAAGGUCCCCAUUAACGACCAGGAUGAGAGAAUCACGAUGCGUGGAGGAAAGUUGAUGAUUUCAAACACCAAGAGGAGUGAUGCUGGUAUGUACAUCUGUGUGGGGACCAAUAUGGUGGGCGAGAGGGACAGUGAUCCUGCUGAACUGACUGUCUUUGAACGCCCGAUCUUCAUCAGACGACCAAUAAACCAGGUGGUGUUGGAGGACGACUCUGUCGAGUUCCGUUGCCAGGUUCAGGGGGACCCACAGCCCACGGUGCGCUGGAGAAAGGAUGACACUGACGUUGCCAGGGGCAGGUAUGAUAUCAAGGAAGACAACACCCUGCGCAUCAAGAGGGUGAGCAAUGGUGAUGAAGGAACAUUCACCUGUGUUGGGGAGAACCGUGUGGGAAUGGUUGAAGCGACUGCAACUCUCACUGUGCGAGCACACCCUGUCGCUGCCCCCCAGUUUGUGGUGAGGCCGAGAGACCAGAUCGUGGCUCAAGGACGGACAGUCACCUUCCCCUGUGAGACCAAAGGAAACCCUCAGCCUGCAGUCUUCUGGCAGAAAGAAGGAAGCCAGAACCUACUGUUUCCGAAUCAGCCACCCCAGCCUUCCAGUAGAUUUGCCGUCUCCUCGACUGGUGACCUCACCAUUACCAACAUUCAGAGGUCUGAUGCUGGCUAUUACAUCUGUCAGGCCUUGACUGUGGCAGGAAGCAUUCUUGCCAAGGCUCAGCUGGAGGUCACAGACGUUCUGACAGAUAGGCCGCCCCCCAUCAUCCGCCAGGGUCCAGCCAAUCAGACUCUGGGCGUGGAUGGGACCACCCUGCUAAAGUGCCAGGCCACUGGAGACCCCAUUCCCACAAUCAGCUGGCUGAAGGACGGUGUCAGUCUCCUGGGUAAAGACCCUCGCAUGUCCCUGCAGGAACUGGGAAGUCUGCAGAUCAAGAACGUACGGGUUACAGACUCUGGAAUCUAUACAUGUGUUGCCACCAGCUCAAGUGGAGAAACCUCUUGGAGUGCGUUUUUGGAAGUGCGAGAGUCAGGUGCAGCAACCAUCAAUGUGAAGAUGGAUAUGGAUGCCCUCCCUGGGUCACCUUCCAAACCUCAAGUUGCUGAUGUCACAAAGAGUACAGUCACUCUCUCGUGGCUGGCAGGAAGCCAUAGUGGGUCAUCACCGGUUACAUCCUAUGUCAUUGAGGCCUUCAGCCAAUCCGUGAGUAACAGCUGGCAAACUGUGGCGGAGAAUGUGAAGGACACUUUGCACACUGUCAGAGGGUUGAGGCCGAACACUAUCUACCUCUUCAUGGUGCGUGCUGUCAACAGUCAGGGCGUCAGUGACCCGAGUCAAAUGAGUGAGCCAGUUCGCACUCAAGACAUUAGUCCGCCGGCUCAAGGUGUGGAUCACAGGCAAGUGCAGCGGGAACUGGGUGAAGUCAUAGUGCACCUGCAUAACCCACUUGUGCUCACUCCAUCCAGUAUACAAGUCACUUGGACGGUUGAGCGCCAGUCACAAUUCAUUCAGGGUUACCGUGUGAUGUUCCGACAAGUCUCUGGCCUCCCCAGCCCCUCGUCCUGGCAAGUAAUGGAGGUCAAAGUGCCAACCGAGCGAAGCGCGGUUCUUAACAACCUGAAGAAAGGCAUCACCUACGAGAUGAAAGUCCGGCCGUACUUCAAUGAGUUUCAAGGGAUUGACAGCGAAUCCAAAACCGCGCGCACAACUGAGGAAGCUCCGAGUGCCCCCCCUCAGUCGGUGACCGUGAUGAUGGUUGGGAACCACAACAGCACUAGCAUCAGUGUUUCCUGGGAUCCUCCACCUGCAGAACAACAGAACGGCAUCAUCCAAGAAUACAAGAUAUGGUGCCUUGGCAAUGCCACCCGGUUUCACAUCAACAAGACUGUAGAUGCUGCUAUACGCUCUGUGGUGAUUGGUGGCCUGCUUCCUGGUGUCCAGUAUCGUGUCCAAGUUGCUGCUAGUACCGGUGCUGGUGUCGGCGUCAAGAGUGAGCCACAGCUCAUCAUCAUCGGGAGCCGUGGCGAUGACAUCUUCAUGACUGGACCUGGGAGUAACAACAGCAUCACAGAGCAGAUCACAGACGUGGUGAAACAGCCAGCUUUCAUUGCGGGCAUUGGAGGGGCUUGCUGGGUCAUUCUGAUGGGCUUCAGCAUCUGGCUUUACUGGCGCAGGAAGAAGAGGAAGGGACUCAGCAACUACGCAGUUCAGUCUUUCACCUUCACCCCUGCAGUAACUUUCCAACGUGUUGAUGGAGGAAUAAUGAGCAAUGGAAGCAGACCGGGCUUGUUGAAUCCAGGAGAGACAGGUUAUCCAUGGUUAGCGGACUCCUGGCCUACCACCAGCCUGCCUGUAAACGGGGGCAGCAAUGGUCCCUCUGACAUUGGAGACCUCGGAGGCAUCGGGAACUUCAACCAGGCAGCAGCAGGUCAGGGGGAGAAGUCAGGUACUCUGCUCUCAGACAGUGCCAUUUACAGCAGCAUUGAUGUCACCACCAAGACCAGCUUCAACAGCCCAGGCCAGGUCACACAGACCACCCCCUAUGCCACCACUCAGCUCCUGCAUUCCAGUAGCAUCCAAGAGCUGGCUGUGGACCUGCCUGAGCCUCAGUGGAAGGCCUCCAUCCAACCAAAGCCAGAUCUGACCAGCUGUGGGUACUCUCUACCAGACCAGAGCAAGUUUAAUAACGCCCUGCUUUUCAUCCCUGACUACCGAUUGGCUGAGGGAUUGUCUAACAGAAUGCCUCACAACCAUUCUGAGGACUUCAGCACUUCCAGUUCCCACAACAGCUCUGAAAGAAGUCUCUCAGGUGGCAAAGGUGGGAAGAAGAAGAAAAAUAAAAGCAGCAUCAAACCCCAUAAGAACGCAAGCUCCAACUGGUCCAAUGUGCCACUGCCCCCUCCACCAGUACAGCCCCUCCCUGGUACAGAACUGGAUCACUACAUCAUGGACCACCACGAAAAUGGCUAUGACAGUGACGGAUGGUGCCCUCCGCCACCUGUGAAGAGCUACCUGCACCAGGGCAUGGAGGAUGAGCUGGAGGAAGAGGAAGACCGUGUGCCAACGCCCCCAGUCCGUGGGAUCACCUCCUCGCCUGCCAUUUCCUUUGGCCAGCAGUCGACGGCCACCCUCACCCCUUCGCCCCGUGAGGAGAUGCAGCCAAUGCUACAGGCCCAUCUCGAUGAGAUCAGCAGGGCCUACCACUUCGACAUCUCACGACAAGCAUGGCAAAUGCAGGGCAGCUCUCUCCCCCCUCAGGCCCCGGCACUCCCCCUGGGCUACAUCUCCGGGACAUUAAUUUCAGAUAUUGAGACGGACCUCCCGGAUGAGGAUGAGGACAAUGAGGAUGAGGAAGAGGCUUUGGAGCUGGCCAGGCCUCUGCGGGGUAUUGCUCAUACUCCAGGCUCUAGCAUCGAUAACUUGGACAGCUCAGUGACAGGUUCAAUGGUAAAUGGAUGGGGUUCCGCCUCUGAGGAGGAGCGCAAUAUGUCUAGCCAGCGAUCUAGCACUGCCAGCUCCUCCUCCAAUUCCAUCUUCACUGAUGGCGACUUUGCCCAGGCUCUGGCCACUGCGGCAGACAGGGCUGGCUUCAAGAUGGAGGGCACCAGCUUAAUGAGGACAGGUAAAGGAUAUUCCUCUUCGCAGCGGCUCCAACCCAGCAGCCCGUUCUCCAGCAACGGGAGUAUGGGUGCGGCUCAUAACCCAUGUCAGAGAUCCAGACCUCCCAAAAAACACAAGACAGCAGGGGGCAGAGUGGAGCAGCCCUCAGCACCACACCGCAGGGAGGCAGCAGUAGAUGACCUGCCUCCUCCACCCGACCCUCCGCCAUGUCAAGGUUCAAAGUUGCAAUCCGGGCAAGUACCCAAAGGAACAGGCAUGAUGGAUUCUCUAGAGAAACAACAACUGUCCAGCCUAGAAGACAACAUGGAACAUCUGGCAAAGACAUCUGUAGACCACGGGUACCAAGAAGAUUCACGGAGCAAGCUCCUACAGAAGCCAACACUUGGCUCAGAUGAAAUGCUUAUACCAUACAGCAAGCCAAGCUUUCCCUCACCAGGUCACCUCAGUGGCCACAGCUCAUCUGGAACAGCCUCAUCGAAGGGUUCGACAGGUCCCAGGAAAGGUGUACCCUCACGAGGGGCUCCAGCUAUCGCAAGUCAUCAGCGGAACAUUAGUGAUCUUCCAGAUGUAGGAUAUAUGGGAUCUUGCGGUCAAGGGCAGUUUUUAGGGGAUGUAUAGUGGUGAAGAGCUAUGUUCCUGAUGUUCUGCAGAGCGAGCCUAGCCUCACAAACACGAUGACACUUAAAUGGUGCAAUGAACCUCCUCCCUUAUUUAAUGUAUUAUGACAAAACCUGUAAAUGUGAUGUAAAGUCUAAGGUAACACAACCACACACAUGCCCUCCAACAUCAUUCUUUGAUACAUUGCUUCUCAUUCCCCUCCGUCACCUCCCAUUCACCUACACACCCUCAUCCCCCGACCCCUUUCUUCCUUUACUCUCCCCUCUCCCCACCCACCUCCAAAACAAAAAUUAGAAACUGGACAGGGAAGAAUCUAAACAUAAAUAGCAAUUUAGCCAUCACUGCCCGAGAGAGAGAGAUAGCAAUUUCUUGUGUAAAUAAUUUCUGUCGCAUUGAUAUACAAAGUUCACCCUUCUUUUGACCUUUACAUCCUGUAAUUGUCUUUUUUUUAAUUGGUCUGUUGUACUAUAUGUGAAUUGAUCAGGCAGCCAUUAAAAAUUGAAAAAAAAGACACAAAAAAUGUUUUUUUAAGGUUAUAACUGUAUCACUUUUUUUUAAGAUUCUGUUUUUGAAGUUUGCACUGAUUUUUUUUAGUGAUAAGCACAAACCUAUAAAGUCCCAAUGAAAAUGAAGAAAAGAGGAGGAUUAAAAAGCGAUUGAGUUGUAGGAGAGGGGGAUUUUGCUCACUGUGUGUGUGUGUGUGUGUGUGUGUGUGUGUGUGUGUGUGUGUGUGUGUCUGAAUAUGUGUGCGCGUGUGUGCAUGUGUAUGUGUGUGUGCGCGCGUGUGGUGUGUGUGUGUGUGUGUGUGUGUGUGUGUGUGCGUGUGUGUGUGUGUGUGCACGUGUGUGCGUGUGUGCACCGGGGGAAGUAAAAGAACAUCUGGAUGUUCCUGGAUCACAUGCCAUAACCUUCAGUGGCCGAUGCCACAAAAGACUACAGACCCUCUCAGCUGAGUGCGUCAGAACUUUACGUCAGUGUCACUGUGUGACAGCGAGAGAGCCCAAUGUAGUUGGCAUCUCAAGGAAUGUCCACCAAGUCUUCCCCUCGCCCCAUGGCCAGAGGAGACUCCUUCCCACUUCCCCCUACCCUUUACCCACACUUAGCUAUGUCUAACAUUGCCCUGUUUUAAUAGUACAGAGAUGUUCCGAAUCUCCCCCACUUUAAACUGUGUAAAGAUGUCAUGUUAAUGCUCUGACAAUGUGUGACUGGGAUCCUAAAUCCCAGCUACUGACUGCAAAGACUUUUGAAAAAGGGUGCUUGAUGUCGAAUAUAGUCUUCAACAUUAAUCCUAAAACAAGGUCUGGAGCCUUGCUUAUGCUGUUACGAUUAAAAUAAAGUGUGUGUGUCAGUAUUACAGAAAGUUGUUCAUGGGUCUAUAGAAUAUUGAUUAAAGCUUUGAUGUUUUUAUGCAACUUUA